Nicotiana tabacum (common tobacco) is the source of this 627-nucleotide messenger RNA. NCBI's taxonomy places the organism in Eukaryota, Viridiplantae, Streptophyta, Magnoliopsida, Solanales, Solanaceae. The record is from RefSeq and is a predicted model, not a curated record.
AUGGAUGUCAUCAGACCAAUUGAGCUCGCUGCUUUAAAUGGACACAAGUUCAUUUUGGUGGCUAUAGAUUACUUUACAAAAUGGGUUGAAGCCGCUUCCUACAAAGCUGUGAAUAAGAAGGUCGUAGCAGAUUUCGUUCGGGAUCAUAUUAUUUGUCGAUUUGGAGUACCUGAGUCAAUCAUUACCGGCAAUGGUGCCAAUCUCAACAAUGAUCUGAUGAAAGCCACGUGUGAAACAUUCAAGAUCAAGCACCGAAAUUCUACAGCAUACAGGCCACAGAUGAAUGGAGCCAUGGAGGCCCUACCAUCUGCUUUGCUCGGGUACCGCACCACUGUUCGUAUGCAAACUGGGGCAACCCCCUAUCUACUACUUUACGGUAUUGAAGUUGUUAUACCCGCCAAAGUGGAGAUUUCUUCCCUAAGAAUCAUACAAGAGGCCGAGCUCAGCGAUGUAGAUUGGGCACGGAGCCGGUAUGAGCAACUGGCUCUUAUUGUUGGUAAGAGGAUGAAUGCAGUGUGUCACGGUCAACUAUACAAAAAUAGAAUGGCAAAGGCUUUCAACAAAAAGCCAAUUGAUCCCCAGGGUGACUUGAAAAAGGCAGCAAGCCAAGGAGCAAAGGCGAAAUGA